AUGUUACAAAAAUUCAUCGAAAAAGAAGAAAAACUCAUCAAAGACAUUCGUGCAACUCGAGAAAUUAUCCCAAGAAACCCCUCACAAAGUCUCCGGAUCUACAGAAGUCACUCAUCGUUCACCGUAAAACUCGAAAUUCACGAUUCCGAUGAGAAUUGUUUGCAUUUUCUCGUUUUACAACUCGACGACGUCGGAAUUCGUUACAAAAUCAAACGUCAUUCAUUGCCUCAUGGAGUUCUAUUUAACUCUUUGAACACUUUAUCGGAGUACGCCGAAGAAUUUUUGCGUCACAUCGCCCGUUUGUCAUAUUUCAUGAACGGAUUUCGUCUCUUGGACCUUCAAGCAACUGUCGUCGAGCCUCAACACAAAAGUUUAAGCGACAAAUACCGGAUUUUCCUCUUGCGCGAACGAAUUUUCGUUAAAAUCUCCUUCGAACCUGCAACCGCAAGCAGUUACGAAGACUUGAAAGUGAAAUUUAUUGGACCGCAAGAACAAAUAAUCGACUUGGAGAAGAAUUUAAAGCAAGAAAACGCCGAUGGAUAUUCGAAUUUGUACCAAAAUCUGUUGAAAAUCCUUGAAGUUGAUCGAUUUCCUGAAAAUUUCCUUGCAAGCGAACACAAAAAUUGCGCGAUUUGCAUGGAAUACUUGGAUGAAAACGAUAAAACUCCCAUUUAUUGUUGCAAUAAUUUGAUGUGCGAUAUCAAUUUUCAUCACGAAUGCAUCCUGAAAUGGUGGUUAAAUCUGAAAACAUCGAAUAAUUUUCAUGAUGUCGUUAAAGGCGAAUGUCCGAAUUGUAAAACUUUUCUGGAAGUCAAUAAAAAUUGCGACAUUUAA
Messenger RNA from Culicoides brevitarsis, 834 nucleotides. It is a transcript of the gene Fancl, whose product is annotated as E3 ubiquitin-protein ligase Fancl. NCBI's taxonomy places the organism in Eukaryota, Metazoa, Arthropoda, Insecta, Diptera, Ceratopogonidae. Bases 1 to 834 code for a protein of 277 amino acids. Gene Ontology annotation, cellular component: nucleus; Fanconi anaemia nuclear complex. The transcript has a single exon. Gene Ontology annotation, molecular function: ubiquitin protein ligase activity. The record is from RefSeq and is a predicted model, not a curated record. Gene Ontology annotation, biological process: interstrand cross-link repair; protein monoubiquitination.